GGGGGACCAGAGAAGACGUCACCACGCCCCACCGACUGAGCCGCCUGUCCCAACGAGCCCGAGGCUCCCUCCCGGGACUACUGCUGAGGGGGAAGGGGCAAGCGGUUCCCUCGGCACAAGAUGGAGGCAGCCUGAGCCGCGGCGACACCCACACGCUGCUCUGCCCAUCUGUCUGGGUCUGUCACACACCAGAGGAGGGCGGCGGGGUUUGGGUCUGUCUUCUUGAUGAUACCUUCAUAAUGUCACCCUGGUGAGGCGGCCGCCUUUCCUCCCAGCAGCCUCCCAGGGUGGUUUUCCGGGUGGUUUUCUCCUCCCUUAAAAAGUUCCUCCUCUGACAAAGGAAAAAUGGCUUUCAGUAAAGGAUAUCGUAUCUAUCAUAAAUUGGACCCACCACCAUUCAGUGUGAUAGUGGAAACCAGAAACAAGGAAGAAUGCCUUAUGUUUGAGUCUGGAGCUGUGGCUGUUCUCUCAUCUGCAGAGAAAGAGGCAAUCAAGAACAUGUACUCCAAGGUAAUGGAUGCAUAUGGACUUCUGGGUGUAUUAAGGUUAAAUCUUGGAGAAACACUGCUACAUUACCUAGUUCUUGUCACGGGAUGUAUGUCUGUGGGCAAGAUUCAAGAAUCUGAAGUUUUUCGUGUUACUUCCACUGAUUUAAUAUCACUUCGAAUCGAUCCAUCUGAUGAAGAACGCAUCUCUGAAGUGCGCAAAGUUUUGAACUCAGGAAACUUUUAUUUUGCAUGGUCUUCUACUGGGGUCAGUUUAGAUCUUAGUCUUAAUGCCCACCGUAGCAUGCAAGAGCAAAGCACUGAUAACAGGUUCUUCUGGAACCAAUCUCUGCAUCUGCAUCUGAAACAUUAUGGCGUGAAUUGUGAUGACUGGUUGUUGCGCCUCAUGUGUGGAGGUGUAGAGAUUCGAACAAUUUAUGCAGCACACAAACAAGCAAAGGCAUGCAUUAUUUCACGACUAAGCUGUGAACGAGCUGGAACCAGAUUUAAUGUUCGAGGAACAAAUGAUGAUGGUCAUGUGGCCAAUUUUGUUGAAACUGAGCAGGUGAUAUUCCUUGAUGAAAGCGUGUCCUCCUUCAUACAAAUUCGUGGAUCUGUUCCGUUAUUUUGGGAGCAACCUGGCUUACAGGUGGGAUCUCAUCGUGUCAGAAUGUCAAGAGGAUUUGAAGCAAACGCACCUGCCUUUGAUAGACAUUUUUAUACCCUUAAAAAUAGAUACGGUGGUCAAAUAAUUGUCAAUCUUCUUGGGUCAAAAGAAGGAGAGCAUAUGCUUAGCAAAGCAUUUCAGAGCCAUUUGAAAGCAUCUGAACAUGCUGAUGACAUCAAAAUGGUGAACUUUGAUUAUCAUCAAAUGGUCAAAGGUGGGAAGGCAGAAAAGCUACAUAGCGUUCUUAAACCACAGAUCCAGAAAUUUUUAGAGUGUGGAUUUUUUUACUUUGACGGAAAGGAAGUUCAGAGGUAUCAAAAUGGUACUAUCAGAACAAACUGUUUGGACUGCCUGGAUAGAACAAACAGUGUGCAAGCAUUCAUUGGCCUAGAGAUGCUAACAAAACAACUGGAGGUUUUAGGAUUAGCUGAAAAACCACAGUUGGUUACUAGGUUCCAGGAAGUUUUUCGUUCCAUGUGGUCUGUUAAUGGUGACUCAGUCAGUAAAAUAUAUGCUGGAACUGGAGCUCUUGAAGGAAAAGCAAAGGCUGGGAAGCUGAAGGAUGGUGCACGUUCUGUGACAAGAACAAUUCAAAAUAACUUUUUUGAUAGCUCAAAGCAGGAAGCUAUUGACGUUUUGUUGUUGGGGAACACCUUAAAUAGUGAUUUAGCAGACAAAGCACGGGCACUCUUAACUACCAGCAGUUUACGUGCAUCUGCAAAGAUACUGAAAAGCAUGUGUGAGAAUUUUUAUAAGUAUUCAAAACCAAAAAAAAUCCGAGUUUGUGUUGGAACAUGGAAUGUCAAUGGCGGAAAGCAAUUUCGAAGCAUUGCCUUUAGAAAUCAGACACUCACUGACUGGCUUCUAGAUGCACCAAAGCUAGCUGGCAUCAGUGAAUUCCAAGAUCGAAGGAGCAAGCCUAUUGAUAUCUUUGCUAUUGGAUUUGAAGAAAUGGUAGAGCUAAAUGCAGGAAAUAUUGUGAGUGCAAGUACAACCAACCAAAAGUUGUGGGCUGCUGAAUUACAGAAGACUAUCUCACGAGAUUACAAAUAUGUUCUGCUGGCUGCAGAACAAUUGGUGGGUGUCUGCCUCUUCAUAUUCAUUAGACCUCAGCAUGCACCAUUUAUCAGAGAUGUUGCAGUUGAUACAGUGAAGACUGGCAUGGGAGGAGCUACUGGUAAUAAGGGUGCAGUAGCUAUUCGGAUGUUAUUCCAUACCUCCAGUCUUUGCUUUGUAUGUAGUCAUUUUGCUGCAGGACAGUCCCAAGUCAAAGAGAGAAAUGAGGAUUUCAUAGAAAUAUGUCGGAAAUUAAACUUCCCAAUGGGAAGACUGCUCUUUUCCCAUGAUUAUGUAUUCUGGUGUGGUGACUUUAAUUAUCGUAUAGAUCUUCCUAAUGAAGAAGUAAAGGAACUAAUCCGGCAGCAGAAUUGGGAUGCCCUUCUUGCUGGAGAUCAACUUGUCAAUCAGAAAAAUGCUGGGCAGGUAUUCAGAGGCUUUUUAGAAGGAAAAGUAGCCUUUGCCCCAACUUACAAAUCUGACGUAUUUGGGGUUGACCUGUUACCAAUGGUGAAGAAAAUCGCACACCAGCCUGUGGGACGAAUGGGUAUUACGGUGUUGUGGAAGAGAAGAAAGUGGCCUUUUGACCGAUCAGCGGAUCAUAUGGAUCUUCUGGUUUGCACUUUCCAUGAUAGAGGUAAACUUCUUUACACCUGGAGUCCUGGAACUUUGUUGUAUUAUGGAAGGGCAGAGCUGAAAACAUCUGAUCAUAGACCUGUUGUUUCACUGGUUGAUAUAGAUAUCUUUGAAGUUGAUGGAGAAGAGCGGCAGAAAAUUUACAAGGAAGUGAUUACAGUACAGGGACCACCAGACGGCACAAUAAUGGUCUCCAUCAAAGGGUCUUCAUCAGAAGAGAACUAUUUUGAUGAUGCUUUGAUUGAUGAACUUCUUCAAAAAUUUGCAACAUAUGGUGAAGUUAUACUUAUAAGAUUUGUAGAUGACAAAAUGUGGGUGACAUUUUUGGAAGGGAGCUCUGCUUUGAAUGUUCUGAACCUGAAUGGUAUUGAGCUUCUUGGGAAAACAAUUAACAUUAAUUUGAAAAGCCCAGAUUGGAUCAAGAGCUUGGAAGAAGAAAUGGAUUUGGAGAAAGUUAAUUUUGGAUUGCCUUCAUCAAUAAGCUCUACUUUGCUUUGUGAAGAUGCAGAAGUUUCUACAGACUACGAUAUGGAAGGUGAUAUUGAUGACUACAGUGCUGAAGUAGAAGAAAUCCUUCCUCAGCACCUGCAGCUAGCAUCAGGUUCUUGCCUUGGAGCUUCACCUGGCUCUUCACCUCGUUCAAGCCCCUGCCAGUCACCUACACCAUCUGAUGGACCUCCUCCAUCAAGGCCAAGCAGAACACCUAGCAAGACUCCUGGACCGCCUAUAUCUUCUCAAGGUUCUCCAAUUGAUUUUCAACCAGUUACUCAACAUAGAGAGUCUGUCCAACCUUUAGAACCCAAACGCCCACCCCCACCUCGUCCAGUAGCACCUCCUGCUCGUCCAGCUCCACCUCAGAGGCCACCUCCACCAUCAGGGAGUAAAAGUCCCGCACCUGCUAGAAAGGAAUUUGGAGGUGUUGGUGCCCCUCCCAGCCCUGUUGUAGCUAGGAGAGAAGAAGUUCACAGUCAGUCACCAACCGGAUUAACAAGCAUAGGAACUUCGGCACCCAGUACUUCUAGACCGACUAUUCCUCCCCGAGCUGGAGUAAUUAGUGCACCACUAAGCCAUGCCCGUUCACCUGUAGGAAGACAAACACCUGAGCUCCAGUCCAAACCAGCAGAGCCACAAAGAGGGUCCCCUAUGCUUCCUGAACCACUUAAGCCACAGACUGCAGUUCCUGUUCAACCUACCAUUCAGCCUCCCACAGUCCUAAAGAUGCAGGAUCCUCUUAUUCCUAUGACAGCAUCAUCUCAAACUAUUUCUCCCCAAAACCUGGAAGGGGCACCACAGCCUCCUCCUCGCAGCAAAUCAUCCCAAAAUUUGCCUUCUGAACCAGUUCCUUCACAGAAGCAAGUUAAAGCAAAUGGAGUUCAUGACUUCCAGCUGGAAAUAAAGCAAAAUAAUGAUCCUUUUGAAGAUCUGUCCCUUUGCUUGCUUCCUGCAUCCAAGAUUCAGUCAACAGUCCGAGUGUCACCAGUUGAACCUUUGAGCCAAAAGGAGAUGACAGUGUUGCCUUCUGCAACAGACAGUUUUAAUACGUUAAGUAAUGUAAAUUGCAUGCCAGCAACGCCAGUUACAGUGUGUAAUAAAUCUGAGGCACAGAUGCGUACUUCUCCUAAUCCUUUUGCUACUAGAGUGAACAGCACAAAUCCACUCACUAAACAAACUAUAACUGCUGGAACUCCAUUUAGAGAAGAAUCUGGAGUGACUUCACACUGCUCAGUAGGACACGCUGCUUAUCCUUUCCCAUCUCUGAAACCUCCUGCUCAUCAUAAAGGUAAUUCUGCAUUUUACACCAAUACAUUUCAAGAAAAUUUUAAUCUACAGAGCACAUCUUCUACAACUAACAAUGUAAAACCAAAAGGAUGGGUAACUUUUGAUGAAGAGGACUUUGUGUUAAAGCUGAAACCACUGGAGAACCGUACAGAAUUAAGACAAAGUGGUUCCAUGGAAGCAACUUAUUUUCCAAGUUCCCUGGGCUUUGAACAAAAUCACUUCAGCUCAAAUGAUUCUAUUUUCAACAACAGGAACCAAAGUGCUGAUUCUCUUCAUCCACUGCCAGCCAGACCUGCACCAGCCCCACCUAUACCAUCUAGGAUAACCAGUACCAUAUCAACUACAGACCCUCUCUCUUCUCUGGCACCUAAGGUUAGGUCCACACAAGAUUUUACUGAAAGAUAAGUUCUUUAAAAUGGGAAUUUAAGGUAUUUUUAAGAAUAUCCUGUAGAAUUGGGCAUUGAUGUAAUUCUAUGUGCAAUAAUUAUUUUGUUGGAUGCACUGAAUCUUAAAUAUCAAUUGUCAUUAUGUACAAAUUUUAAAGAUGUGUAUAUAUGAUAAUGCACAAAGCUAAUUCCAUAAGUGAUCUCAUUAUGCCACUUCUAAUAGGUCAUAUACAGGGGAAGUUAUGGAUACUUGAAACCUAUUCAAUCCACAGGAUUCCAAUACCAAAUCAGGCAUACCUUUCUGUUAAUUCCAGUCAAAUAGACAAGCAUUGCUUUUGUUGGGUAAUGCACAUAGUUCUCUUUCCUACAGAAGAAUGUAAAGAGUAUUUUGAAUACCCAACUGACUGAUAGAUCAUAUGAUCUCUUCCAAUAUCUGGUAUGUUUAUUUAUUAAGUACUUACCAAAGAACUUCCUCAGUUUAAAGAGAGGUUAUGGAGAUUUGUAACAAUAUGUUCCACAUAACUUGAGUCAAAACAACCCUAUGUUAAAUAAACAGUACAUACUAAUGAAUAUUUUGCCUGCCACUGCAUACAUAUUUUACAUACUUGAGAAAUGCUUUAUUUAAGUUUAACAUUACAUCACGUAACAUCACAAAUUUAAUAUUCCAGUUUCAUUAAACUUACAUUCUGUACAUGACUUAUACUUUAAAAAAAAACCCCUUCCCUUUAAGUUGGUGUAAAAGGUUGAAACUUUCUUGUUUGAUUUAAAGAGGAGGAUCUGGUAGGUUGUUGUAGGAUCUUUUUAUGUGAAGAUCCAGAUUAAACAAUCAGAUAUGUGGUCCAUAUAUUUCAAAUACAUUUUGCUCAGUUUCUUUAUUAUGUAUAAUAGUACUAUAUCUCAAAUUGGGCUUCACUAGAACAAACGGUUUUGCCAACAAUUGCUGUACUAGUCUGUCAAGCUUUUGGGGUACGUUAUUGUCUCUCUCCCCACAGACAGACCCUUCAAUGGCUUGUGUGGCUGAUUGAAGCUGGUUUUCGUCACAGUUUGAAAAACUUGCCAAUUAUCUGGUCCCAUUUUUAAAAAAUAUUGAUAUUAUGAAGGAAGCUGAGAUGUUUUUAGUUCCUUCGCCUAUUCAUAACAACAUUGCUAUUCAUAAUGCUUUCUUUUUUAAUUGAUGAAAGAAAUAAGGAAUAGCCUUGACCCUACAUGCAUGCUCUUACUGACCCAAGUUUCUGGAGUGUACCUAAAGAAAGGAUAUUUACCACCUCCCUUUCUCAUUGUAACUUCCUGCUUCAAGGAUCAAAGGGCCUAUGGUAGGAUAGGUGAGGCAGCAAAAACUCCCUUGCACAAAUUCAUUUUCUUUGCAUUUCUAUAAUUAUCUCUUCUGGUUUAGGUAGAAUCUAUUAAAACAACAACAUAUACUAACAUUCCACUGUGCAGCAAAAGUAAGUUUCUAAAUUCUUAAACUAUACCACUGUCUUUAUAUAAAUCACUAUAUCUAAAAGUAAACAACCAGUAACUGCAGUAACUAGAGAAUUAAAUAUGGUAACUUCCGUAUUGUGCUUUUACAGUUAAGUUCAUUUAAAAGUACUUGUACAUCUUAAACAUCGGUAGUACUAUGAACUUUGUGCUUCAGUAUGUGACUUAACUAGUUAAAGCUGUGGUUAUUGACCUCUGUGUGAAUGUGCUUUGGUACAUAACUUCUAUUAGCAAAGCAAUUUUGUUUUGGAAAGUUUGUGCAAAUUUAGAGUUCAGUGAUAUGUGGUCCUUUUUAUUUAAAAUGCAGGUCUUAACACCAUUACUUGAUUCAAAAUUUGAUAGGCAAGUACGGCAAAAGUUGAAGCAAAACAACAAGUAUAAGAUGUUAACCAUUGUAAAGUGUAUGUUAAAAGCUAAUUAUUAGCACAGUCUCGAUAAUCAACUAUGUAAAAAAAGCUUUAUAUUUUCAUGGAGUGUGUUCCCUGUGGCAAAUUGCUUUGUUAAUUUGUAACAGCUUGUUGCUUGUGGUACAUUAUCUGACUAUAUCCAUUACAAGACUACAGUAUUAACUUGAUGGGCUACAAUAUUCCAUACAUAUCCUAUGAAAUGUGAUGUUAAUGAAAUAAAUAUAUCCUUUCAGAAGGUCA
Molecule: messenger RNA, 7135 nt
Organism: Sphaerodactylus townsendi
Lineage: Eukaryota; Metazoa; Chordata; Lepidosauria; Squamata; Sphaerodactylidae
Gene: SYNJ1
Product: synaptojanin 1
Biological process (GO): brain development; synaptic vesicle endocytosis; phosphatidylinositol dephosphorylation
Cellular component (GO): presynapse; perinuclear region of cytoplasm
Molecular function (GO): phosphatidylinositol-4,5-bisphosphate 5-phosphatase activity; RNA binding
Source: RefSeq, a predicted model, not a curated record